AUGCGCCCACCACGGAUCCGUAAAGAUCAUUGGACCCCCUUAGCAGUGGUAACUGGUUUCAAGAAUAAGUCAACCCCAAUGUCUGUUAGCAAUUUAAUCCAAGAUUAUAUUGCAAAACACCCCAGACCUCCAUUCCCUACUACCACGUCCAAGAGAGUACGUAAAAUCGAGGAACAAAAACAGAUCGAACCGACUUUGACGGCGUUGGGUUGGGCGAUGAAUGAAGCAAUGCAUAGACAUUACGAGAGUCGCGAAAAUAUCAUCAAGAUCUUUUGGGAACGUGAAUCAUUGAAAGAUAUUCCAAAGCUAAAAGCUGAUAUUGAUUGGCCAAACAACAUAGAGCAUUCACAAUUGAUAUUGGAAAGAGGACGAUUCGUGAAGAAUUUUGAACUGCAAAGGGAAGUACCAAGUGAAUUGCAAAUAGAGAAGGAAAAUAAGAGGUUGGAAGCAAAAGCCAAGAAGAGGCGAAUAUUAUACUAUGUUGAGAAAGCGAGACAAGAGCGGAUUGCACGUGGUGAAGAUGCGCCAAGGUUAUUGCGCAGUCGUGGGGGUGUAUAUGUUCCCUAUAAACCUCCUGUGCCUCGCAACUGGAUUGUCCAUUACGCGCACAAGGACAAGUAUGCCAAGGGGGCGUCUGCAUAUUACCCUGCGGGACAAGUUGCCCACCCGGAUUCACCUGCGACGGUGGAAUAUGCUGCAAGCUUUGUUGAUACUACUCCGUCGAUAGAGAACGUAGGGGUACCAGGGGUACCAAUAACAAAGGAUACUACAUACGGAAAGCUAGUGUUGGCGUUUGGAAUACUACUCUCAAUCGCCGUUGUCUUUGCAUUCGGAUUCUGGUAUCAUCGUCGCCGGCAGAGAAGACAUCGUUUCCUUCGUCUGAAAACGAACCUUGGAACAACCCCAAGAAAUUCUGUGGUAUCGACAAGUAGCGCGUUCACAGUACCAACGUCGUCUCGUGCAUUGGAGGAGAACAAUGAUUUCUUAGAUACAGAUAUAAUGUCGCAGGUUGAUAGGACUUCAUUUGUGGGUACGGAGAGUCACCCCCCGACUAGUGCUGGUGCUCCUGCUGUUACGACCGAUAGUGGGUCUGCAACACGGCAAGUUUCUGAACAGAGAGCCAGUGGAAUUGACGAGUUACGUGAUGAGACACAAUUAUCGUAA
This is a messenger RNA of Paraglomus brasilianum, 1164 nucleotides long. NCBI's taxonomy places the organism in Eukaryota, Fungi, Glomeromycota, Glomeromycetes, Paraglomerales, Paraglomeraceae. The record is from the annotation of a GenBank genome assembly.